Setaria italica (foxtail millet) is the source of this 1212-nucleotide messenger RNA. RefSeq names its product probable calcium-binding protein CML36. The record is from RefSeq and is a predicted model, not a curated record. The coding region runs from base 105 to 644 and encodes 179 amino acids. Lineage: Eukaryota; Viridiplantae; Streptophyta; Magnoliopsida; Poales; Poaceae. Gene Ontology annotation, molecular function: calcium ion binding. The transcript has a single exon.
CUUCUCCACCCCUCACCUUCCUGCCUCCGUCCCUUCUAUACCUAGAGUCCUCCUUCGAUCACCUCGUCGAUUCGAUCCCUCGGGUUGAAGGUAGCAUCACCGCCAUGAAGCUUGGCGUGCCGUUCUUCGGUUCCUCCGGCGCCAAGAAGGAGGUCAGCAAGAGGACGAGGUCGAAGAACGGCAAGAGCGCCUCCUUCGGCUCCACCGCGUCGUCUUCGUCCGAUGAGUGCGCGACCGUCACGACGCCGCGCACCGUCCUGCCGCCGUCGGCAUCCGGGGCCAAAGGAAAGCCGGCACCCGUGACGAGGGCGGACCUGGAGAUCGCCCUGAGGAGGGUGGUCUCGAGCGAGGCGGAGCUGGCCGAGAUGCUCGCCGAUGCGGAGGGGUCUGGGAUCCUGCUGGAGGAGAUCGCGGCCGAGGCCCAGGCGGCGGACGAGGGCGAGCUAAAGGAGACGUUCGCGGUGUUCGACGCCGACGGGGACGGCAGGAUCUCGGCGGAGGAGCUCCUGGCCGUGCUCGCGUCGCUCGGCGAUGACCGGUGCUCCGUCGAGGACUGCCGGCGCAUGAUCGGCGGCGUCGACGUCGACGGCGACGGCUUCGUCUGCUUCAACGAGUUCACGCGCAUGAUGACGCAAGGGGUGUGAGACGAUGUCGGUGUUCGCGUGCCGUUGAUCUAUAUUUGUGUUGCUUUGUUUGCAGCUGUUCUUUGGUUGCCGACCAUGCAUGCCAAUACUUUUUUGUAUCCUCCGUCGGGCGAGGUGAAUCCCAACAAGAGGUGCCUACCUUUUUUUUUGAAAAUGGAAUUGUCUGUCGGAAUUCGGUAUAUGUAUAGCUCCAAAUACAAAUUCAUUUGUUUGGCUUGGCGAAUUGAGUGUUUUGAUACGUACACAACGUAGAGCCAACACUGAUAAUCAAAGAAAUACAUAGAUACGAGGGAUUCACCUGGCUCAUUACGUUGUAAGGAUAUACCUAGUUUGAAUUCCACUCCAUAACUUGGUAGAGUUUUGGAUUCUAGAAUUUAUGUUUAUUAUCCUGUUUCUCCGCGGAAUCAGAAUCAAAUCAUCCAAUGUUCAUUUAUCCUUUCAUCGUAUAAGCGCAUUCGUAGGAUCAGAAGGGUUGCGUGCAUGUAUUAUUCAUAAGGUUGAGUGUCAUGCGUGUAUGUAAGCGUACUGUGUUUUGAAAAAAAUAUAUAUUGUGCUAUAAUAUUCGAGG